Molecule: messenger RNA, 423 nt
Organism: Aspergillus calidoustus
Lineage: Eukaryota; Fungi; Ascomycota; Eurotiomycetes; Eurotiales; Aspergillaceae
Source: the annotation of a GenBank genome assembly
AUGAGCAACAAGGAAGGUAGCCCAACCUCUCCUCGCCACUGGCACGGAACAUUUGGCGACCGCUAUGAGCAUCACAAUGUCUGGGUGAGAGGAGGCCCAUCCUCAGCCUAUAAGGCGACACGGCCCUCGACCUCUACUAAUACAACCGAUGCAUUUGCUACAACUGAGAGACGUUCCUCUAGUGCAUCCGAAUCAUCCGCCACCAAUGCAGGCCAACGUAGCCCCCCCUCCGUUGGCGAGCGAAGGAGAUCCAGCGGCCACGGACCCUCCAGCCUCUUCGAGAACCUGACGAACCAGAAACGUAACUCGGGCGAUGACACGUUUACUGCGCGUCGACAGAGCUGGAAUGAGCAGUCUCAGCCCGGCGGGUACUUUUCAAAGUGGUGGGAUGGCUAUACUCGGGGUAAUUAUACUAAUAAGUGA